Aspergillus luchuensis is the source of this 1239-nucleotide messenger RNA. Its product is annotated as protein kinase domain-containing protein. The record is from RefSeq and is a predicted model, not a curated record. The coding region runs from base 1 to 1239 and encodes 412 amino acids. Gene Ontology annotation, biological process: protein phosphorylation. Lineage: Eukaryota; Fungi; Ascomycota; Eurotiomycetes; Eurotiales; Aspergillaceae. Gene Ontology annotation, molecular function: protein kinase activity; ATP binding. The transcript has a single exon.
AUGACUCCUACGCAUUUGCCGUUCCCGCUUUCUGUUCGCACUCAACAUGAUACGGAUACUCGCGCGCCGCCUCUUCUAGUGGUGCCCGGACUGACACCUCCGGUGACGCCUACUGUAGAUGACGAGAGUCUUUCAGGCAGCGUUGCCACCCUACAUUCUGGGGCUUCCAGUCCAUUCUUGUCGCCUGUCGAAGGAAAAUUUAAAGAUGUCGAUGCGGAAGAUCGCACGGUGUCCACCUCUGACUCAUUCACGGAUGAGUUGGAAUACCACAAGGACCCCAAAGGCCGGCCUGUCGAGUAUGGCCGCGGUCUCUGGAGCGUUGUCUACAAAGCAACUCCUUGCGAGCCCUCCAAGCCCUACCUGCUUACGCCUCCCAGCUCUCCAGCUGUCAAAGCCCGCACGGUAGCAGUCAAGUCACCCGCAAGGCGAGAUGCGCACUCCAUUUUGGAUGCCGAAGCGCUCGCCUUGACUCGGGUCAGCCGUGUCGCUGGGUCACAGAACCAUGUUGUUCCCUUCAAAGGAUAUAUCGCAGACUCUCACUCCAUCGUCAUGUCAGCAGUGCCGUUGGCACUCUCGACCUAUAUCGAAGAAAAAGCCGCUGUGGCUUUGCAGAACAAGACCACCAAAACCAUGUUCGAGCCCAUUCAGGGCAUGACCCAGUGGUAUGACCUCGCAAAGAAGCUCAUCACUGGUCUGUGCUGGCUCCAUGACGGGCCGCAGAUGGUACACGGUGAUAUCAAGCCUCACAACAUCUUGCUCCGUGCACGCUCAAACGACGACGAUUUGGAAUCCGACCACUUCCCUUACGAACCGCUGUUUGCCGAUUUCUCCUCCGCUCACCCUAUCAGCAAUUCUUCCUCUCCCGAAAGCAGUCUGGGCACGGCUCUGACAGCUUUAACACCACCAUUCACAGCCCCGGAGCUUCUAUGUGUCUCAUCAUUAAAAUCCCCAGACGUGGCGCCAACCCCAGAGUCUGAUGUCUUCUCUCUAGCCGUUACUCUACUGGCUGCCGCUACAGGCGAUCUGCUCCUCUACCCGGGUGCCAACCACUUCCAGCGUCUAGCCAUGGCCCGUGAAGGCCACCGCGUGAUUGAGUUUGCUCGCUCCGGGCCGAAUGGAUCUCGCAUACCGCGCAACGGGAUCGUCGAACAAAUCAUCAAACCGGCAAUCCUCAAAGACCCGAGCCAGCGCAUCAAACCUGCUGAAUGGGUUAAUUUGGUCGAGUCUAUUACGAUCUAA